Messenger RNA from Strongylocentrotus purpuratus (purple sea urchin), 1481 nucleotides. RefSeq lists its product as uncharacterized. The coding region runs from base 90 to 1037 and encodes 315 amino acids. The transcript is spliced from 5 exons. The record is from RefSeq and is a predicted model, not a curated record. Lineage: Eukaryota; Metazoa; Echinodermata; Echinoidea; Camarodonta; Strongylocentrotidae.
UAGAAAAAUCGCUUCAUAAUUCUUCUUACCCCUCCCCUACCUAGGAACGCAGGAGCUUUGUCAGCUAGAGAAAUAAUUUAGAGACAGGCAUGAUAUCACAGACGUAUGCAACCAUGGAGGUGAGACGGUUCUUCCUGAUUGCCUUUAUGAUGGCGUGCCGAAUCAGUGAAUCGACAUCAGCUUUGUCAGCAUCAUCGUCGUCGUCGUCCUCAUCAGCAGCAGCAUCGGGAUCAGGGUCGUCAUCAGGGUCGGCUGAAGUGUUUGGCGCAUACGGCUGUCCUACCCCUUUGGAUUGGGAACCCAUCGGUGAGCAGUGUCUACUGAUCGUUUGGACACCAAAGACUUGGCAAGAUGCGCUCGAUAUGUGUGAGGACAAAGGAGGCGCCCUAUUCUUUCCGGAAUCGGCCGAAUCAAUGACCUUCGUCAGAAAAUCGAUCUCGACGUCUACUUGCCAAGGGUUCUGGUUGGGCUGUAUCGAUCGCUCUAGCACCGCCACCGGUCAGUUCGAGUGCCCAAACCAAGAUGGCGUUUACUGGAACAGCGAAACAGAUUUCUCUGGAUAUUGGGACUGGACUAGCGGUAACCCAGAUCCAUCUGUUCGAGGUCCUGGUGACUAUUGCACCCUGACGCUAGGCAUGGGCCCAGGGGAAUACUGGAUAGAGUACCCCUGUACGUAUGGAGAUGUAUGCCCUGCGUGUUCGCGCAAACGGCAGCUCCCGAUCACUACAGCGCCAUCACCGUCAAUGGUGUCUGAUCCGGGCAGCACGAUCACUCUUGCCUCUCAGAGCCGACAUCGCAGUAUGAUCUACAGGGCAACUGCCUCCGAACUCGGAUGUCUCACCAAAAGUUAUGUGAUCGUGAUUGUAACCGUGCCUACGCGCAUCCGAUGCGCUGCACUGUGCCUCGCGCAUGGGGAAUGCGUAUCUUUCAAUUUCUUCAAAAGAGAGACGAAGAAUUGCCAUCUCAGCUCGGUCAGCAUUGGUUCUGUUCCAGAUGAUGGGGUGAAUUACAGCACGUCUUGCACCCAUUAUGAAUGAAGUUCAAAAAAAUAAACAAUUUAUCACCACUCAUUACUUGUUGUAAUUCAGGCUACAUUCGUUUACGUCUUUUUGUCGAAAGUUAUCCAGAAUUUGUCAUUUGAGUACUGUUCGAUAUGAAAUUCGGUAUAAUUCACAAAUAAGAAAAUCUCACAAACUCUCUUCACGUCAAACAUGGAUAUACCUAAUUAAAAUAUUUUCUAAGUUCAAGCGAUCCGUAAUUAGGAAGACUGAAAGGAGACUAUUAUUGAUUCAGUCUUUAAGAAGAAGAAAAAAUAUGUCAUAAUGUCAUUUUUUUUAACGACCGUUUUUAUGACUUGCCAUGACCUAACAGAUUCAGUCUGGUUCGCAUACAGUCAGCAAUUCCUAGAGCUACGCCUACGGGUGUGUAUGAGGGUUGAAUGAGGUUAUGGGUGUGUCGAGGUGGAAAUGGAUUCGGGUAUA